CUGUGUCGUCCAACCUGAAAGGAGUGGACUACAGACGCGCCAUGGCCCAAGGUCUUGAAUCCCGGCCGACUGUGGAGGACUUCCGUGAGGAUAGUCAGUGGGUGAAGCUGGCCAAGGCUAACUGGCUGGAUACUUCAAAAGUCCGCAAGGUCAAGCAGGAUACCAUCAAGAAAGACUUAUGGGAUCCUCUGGAAGCCGACGGCUUCAAUCUGCGGUCUCUGCUGACGUUAGAAAACUUGAAUGUGUUGGAGAAGUUUCUUUGGCCAGCCUACACGGAGGAUGCCUCCAAUUACCAUGUGCUCUUGAUCGCCUUGAUUGUAAGCGUCAAGCAGCGCGAGCAUCUGCCAAUAUGGGACAUAUUUUCCGAUCGACCGGACGAAUUCUCGAAUCUUUUCCAUCGAGUUCUCUCCAUGAGCAUCGACGGCUCACUGCCUAACUUCUCGCGCUUGUCAAUUGUUUCCUUUAUAAUCAGCGCCUUUCAAUCCCUUGAGAACGUCCUCAUUCGGAAGGAAUGCGCUCCAUUGGUGUCCAUCUCAAUAUGGCAUAAUCUUUCUAGUGAAGAAUCCAGGGAACGUAUCCUGGGGAAAGCAGCGACGGCUAGGAAAGCUUGGAGAGCUGCUGCAAAACGGUACGACGCAGCAAAUGAACCAACCAAGGCGAAGAUGAGAUUCGAACGGGCAUGGCUAUACACAAUGCUUCAGGACUUUCUACGGAGAUUGAACGGCCCUGGGAAAGAUCAGGCGGAAAAUGUGCGGUAUUGCGAACGGUUUCUUGAACUGCUCGUCGACUUGAAUAGUCAACUACCUACGAGGCGCUAUGUCAACACGCUGUUGAAAGAUCUCAAUAUUCUCUCUAUUAUCCGCCUAUCACAGCUAUAUCGCAGCGUGGAAAAUACCCUCUUCCGGGAUUUUUACAAUCUCCUGAAACAUUUCAUUAACUUCUCGAUUGAUGACUAUUCGGGCCAAGCUCUCUCUCCGCAGGCGGUUUACGAGAUUCAUUGUCAAGAACUGGCACAGCUGCAAAGGACUUCCAUGAAGUAUUUUAAAGAUAAACUUAUGAUUCUGGCAUUAUCGAAUUACGGCUCUAUUGAACAGCGCUCGGAGCUUGAAGGGCAAUUGUCUUCCUUGGACGACUUAGAACUGCAGAGUUUGUGUUCACAUCUCGGCUUCAGGACUACAUAUCCGAAACAAUCCCAGAUCGUUCCGGAUCGGCAAUUGUAUCUGGAAAUCCUUCUAUCUUUUUACGAACGAAAACUGUCGUUCCAAGAGGUUGCUUCACAACUGAACGUUACACCGACAGAAGAAGACCUUUAUGAUCCUGCUUUGCUGCGGAAUGAGACAUAUGAUGGGUCGAGACCAUUGGCCAUUCCUAAGUUGAACCUCCAAUAUCUAAGCAUUGGAGAUUUUCUCUGGCGCUCUUUUUUGCUAUACCGUUCCGAGGCCUUUUACCAAAUCCGUAAGGAUAUGGAAUUGAUCGUCAAACGAAUGCAGCCUCGCGCAACCAGGGAUGGUGCUGGCCUGAUCUUCGAUGGUUUCUCUCGGAUGGCCAUUCCGAUCUCCAAGCCUGCCAUUGUCGAAGUUGCACCGCCGAAGGUCGGGUCAACAAGGCCGGCUUUUGUCAGGGCAGAAAUAGCGAUAGAAGUUGGCCGGUUGGCAGACCAUAUACGCCGAGAAUGGGAGUCACUUCGUCCUGACGAUGUUAUCUUUCUCCUGGCUAUGCAGCCCGGUACUACGCCAAAAUUUGGGAUACGAGAUAAGUCUUCUCCGGAGGGACCACGCCUCACUCACGUCAGGACGGCCGAAAUAGUGCAAGUCCUUGAUGAGCAAGGUCGGCCCUUGCGCGAACCUCCGUCAGGUACAGUGAAUGGUCACACUUCGAGGCCACGUCUGAGGAGAUUGCUGGUCAAUCUAGAUCCGGCUGCAUUCAAGGCAGACAAAGAUCGCACUUCCCAAGGCAAGCAAGAUAUCUAUCCGUUGCUUAAUGUAGUCGCGAGAAGAAAAGGAAGGGAGAAUAACUUCAAGUCUAUCCUUGAGACAAUACAAAGACUCAUCGUCUCUGAUAUUACUCUUCCAUCUUGGCUUCAAGACAUUUUCCUUGGGUACGGAGACCCGGCAGGGGCGCGUUAUACAGAACUACCGAACCGCCUGAAAACAGUCGACUUUCGAGAUACCUUUUUAGAUUGGCAGCAUCUGGUGGAAAGCUUUCCCGGCCUAACUAUCGUACCUUCGGGAAGUGCAACUUCAAGCUUCGGACCCCCAUAUGUCCUCGAAUACCUUGAAGAGGCAUCAAAGCCGCCUCCAGCAAACCCGUCCAAAAAAAGACGGCGAGAACACCCAGACAAGACUGAAUCGACACCUAGUUCACUCCAUGUGUCGACAUACAAACCUCCGAAUCCCGGUCCCUACCCAGUGGAUGCCCCUAAACUCAAUACAGUCCGUUUCACUCCGGCUCAAGUGGAAGCAAUCGCAUCUGGCACGCAACCUGGGCUGACUGUAAUCGUUGGCCCUCCAGGCACUGGAAAAACAGACGUGGUAACACAAAUUAUCAACAAUAUAUACCACAAUUUUCCCAACGAACGAACCCUACUCAUUGCGCAUAGUAAUCAAGCCCUCAAUCAGCUUUUCCAGAAGAUCGUUGCACUUGAUAUUGACGAACGCCACCUUUUGCGGCUUGGUCACGGUGAAGAGGAACUAGAGACUGAGUCAAGCUACAGCAAAUAUGGUCGAGUUGAAUCUUUCCUGGAUAACCGUGCCUACUUCCUAGCAGAGGUCUCGCGACUAGCAGCAUCGAUUGGUGCACAAGGCGCACACGGGAACUCAUGUGAAACCGCUGGAUAUUUCAAUACGGUCUAUAUCCAGCCAGGCUGGGCCAAAUUCUGGGACCUGGCGCGCUCCGAAAGCACAUCGAAAGAAGAUAUAAUCUCUGCCUUCCCAUUUCUUUCGUACUUCUCAAAUGCGCCCCAGCCUUUGUUCGAUCCAGAGUCGUCGAAAGACGUUGUUCUAGAUGUGGCGGCUGGCUGUCAACGACAUAUCGACAAAUUAUUUUCUGAAUUGGAGGACAUCCGUCCGUUUGAGAUCCUGAGAAUGCCCCGAGAUAAAGCAAAUUACCUCCUCGUGAAAGAGGCCAGAAUAAUCGCAAUGACGUCCACGCACGCCGCAAUGCGUCGUCAAGAGAUUGCUAGCCUUGGCUUCCAUUACGAUAAUGUUGUUAUGGAAGAGGCUGCGCAGAUCACGGAAAUAGAAAGCUUCGUUCCUAGUGCGCUUCAGAAUAUGAAGAACGGGGAGUUGCCGUUGAAACGUGUUGUGCUCUGCGGCGAUCAUCUUCAGAACUCCCCUAUCAUCCAGAAUCAUGCCUUCCGCCAAUAUGCCCACUUUGAGCAGAGUCUUUUCCUUCGCCUGGUCAGGCUGGGUGUCCCUACCAUCACUCUAGAUCAACAGGGACGUGCAAGACCUAGCAUAGCAGACCUCUUCCGAUGGCGUUACAAGCAGCUGGGAGAUCUACCAAUCGUGGAAACAGCCCAGCAAUUCAAGUACGCCAACGCUGGGUUCCAAUUCGAAUACCAGUUCAUCAACGUCCCUGACUAUCAGGGCACAGGUGAAAGGGAGCCCAGUCCUCAUUUUAUACAGAACCUGGGUGAGGCGGAGUAUGCUGUUGCCAUAUACCAAUACAUGCGACUUCUAGGCUACCCGGCGUCGAAGAUAACCAUACUCGCCGCCUAUACGGGACAGACAGCUCUGAUCAAAGACGUCUUAAACCAUCGUUGUGCGAAGAAUGCCUUGUUUGGUAUGCCAAAGAUUGUGACUACCGUGGACAAGUAUCAGGGUGAACAGAACGAUUAUGUCAUCGUUUCACUCACGCGCACUCGCACAGUCGGCUAUCUGCGCGAUGUUCGUCGUCUUACGGUUGCUCUAUCUCGUGCCCGUCUUGGUUUAUAUAUACUUGGCCGUCGCGAGGUCUUCGAGUCGUGUUACGAACUCAAGCCAGCAUUUGAUACGCUUCUCCAACGCCCAGACAAGCUUAUACUCGCUCCAGGCGAGAUGUUCCCUACCACCCGUUCACUAGAAAGCGAAAUCCAAGGCACGCCUAUGGAAGGUGUCGAACACCUUGGCCAAUACGUGUACGAGAUGACGCAAGCCAAGCUGAAAGCCAUGGGUGAAGAGGCUAUUGUCGUUGAGGACAUGGAUGUGACUCCUGAUGGGGACGUACUAGACGUAGAUGAGGACGAAGCUAUGCUAGGAACUGGUGAAGAAGAAAGGGUAGAACCUGACGAUGUGGACUCGUUGCACAAACAUGCAUUAUCAUAGUGGUGAUGUCGAUCGCCUUCCUGUUUCUCUUGUUUAAGAGGGGAAAAGAAGAGUAUCAGAGAUGAAGCGGGAUUUUGACAUUUAAUCAAUUGAUAUUAGAUCAGUUGGAUCAGGCACUGGGUUCUUUGGUGUAAUUUCGUUCAACUCCAUAAUACGUAGCGUAUAUGCUAGAAGCACCUUUGAGAAAUGGGUAGUAUAGU
Molecule: messenger RNA, 4504 nt
Organism: Monascus purpureus
Lineage: Eukaryota; Fungi; Ascomycota; Eurotiomycetes; Eurotiales; Aspergillaceae
Source: the annotation of a GenBank genome assembly